Messenger RNA from Vigna unguiculata (cowpea), 890 nucleotides. RefSeq names its product Dormancy/auxin associated family protein. Lineage: Eukaryota; Viridiplantae; Streptophyta; Magnoliopsida; Fabales; Fabaceae. The record is from RefSeq and is a predicted model, not a curated record.
UGGACCCACGUGGUGCGUGAUGAAAUCGACGGUGCGGAUUUCUUCCUAGGCCCAUGACUUGUUGGGCCUUUAACGCUUCGCCGUCGUUAAAUAUUCCUCUCACGCUGCUUAUUCCCGGAACCUGCUCACUGGAUCCUUCUGAUCAGCUCUCAUGGGGCUGCUCGAUCACUUGUGGGAUGACACUGUCGCCGGCCCUCCGCCGGAGAACGGCCUCGGCAAGCUUCGAAAGCACCACACCUUCGCUUUCCGAUCGAACUCUGGCAAGGAAUCAGACGGCGGAAGCGUGAAGUCAUACGGUGAGGAUUCGCCGGAAGACGCGAUGAGAGUUACACGUAGUAUCAUGAUCGUGAAGCCACCCGGAUAUCAGAGUCAGAGUGGAUCGGCGCCGGCUUCACCCGCCGGUUCUACUCCUCCGGUGUCUCCGUUUUCAGGUAAGGAGCUAGAGAGUCCUUCCGGUUUCGAAGAAGGUCGACAUCGGAUGCGUUCGAGAAGACUCGCCAGAACAGACCAAGCUCUUCUUCUCCUUUCGAUGUGUGAGAAAUGACUCUCCAUGAUCACUAAAAGAAUGAAAAUAUAGUUUGCUUUCCUCUGCCUUUUUUGGUCAUGCUGUAUCAUUUUUGUUUACCUUUUUGUGCAUAUAUAUGUGUGUGUAUAUAUAUAUAUAUAUAUAUAUAUAUAUAUAUAUAUAUAUAUAUAUGUAUGAGUUCAUGAGUUAAGCGGUUGAAAUGGUGGUAGCUUUGUGUGGUUUAACAGCUGAGUCUUAGUUUGUCCAGUGUUUAUGGUUAUGGUCGGUUAGAUGUAAAUAUGUAAAAACGCAGGUAUGGGCGUGCUUUUGCUAAGUGUACUGUGUAUAUAUAUAAAGCCUUUUCAAGGUUUGUUCAUUAGUGUUU